Molecule: messenger RNA, 3238 nt
Organism: Drosophila innubila
Lineage: Eukaryota; Metazoa; Arthropoda; Insecta; Diptera; Drosophilidae
Gene: S6k
Product: ribosomal protein S6 kinase beta-1
Exons: 10
Coding region: 1-1482 (493 amino acids)
Biological process (GO): signal transduction; protein phosphorylation
Molecular function (GO): protein serine/threonine kinase activity; ATP binding
Source: RefSeq, a predicted model, not a curated record
AUGGCGGACGUGAGUGAUCCAAGUGAACUCUUCGAUCUCGAGCUGCACGAGGAUGACAAAGCCCGAGAUUCGGAUGACGACAGGAUCGAAUUGGAUGAUGUUGAUCUAGAACCGGAAUUGAGCAUAAAUCUACAUCAAGACAAUGAGGGCCAGGAGACUAUACAGCUCUCGGAGGAGAAUGUCAAUCCAGGCAAAAUCAAAUUGGGCCCCAAGGACUUUGAGCUUAAGAAAGUUUUGGGCAAAGGUGGUUACGGCAAAGUAUUUCAGGUGCGUAAAACCGCUGGACGUGAUGCCAACAAAUAUUUUGCUAUGAAAGUGCUCAAAAAGGCAUCGAUAGUGACCAAUCAAAAGGACACGGCGCACACGCGAGCUGAACGCAACAUACUGGAGGCUGUAAAGCAUCCGUUUAUCGUGGAACUGGUGUAUGCCUUUCAAACAGACGGUAAACUGUAUCUGAUACUCGAGUAUCUGAGCGGUGGUGAGCUGUUUAUGCAUUUGGAGCGCGAGGGCAUCUUUUUGGAGGACACUACAUGCUUCUAUUUGAGCGAAAUUAUAUUGGCAUUGGGACAUUUACACAAACUUGGCAUUAUUUAUCGCGAUCUGAAGCCAGAGAAUAUAUUGCUAGAUGCCCAGGGACAUGUGAAGCUAACAGAUUUUGGUCUGUGCAAGGAGCACAUACAAGAGGGUAUUGUCACCCACACCUUCUGCGGCACAAUUGAGUACAUGGCACCUGAAAUCCUCACCAGAAGUGGCCAUGGCAAAGCCGUUGACUGGUGGUCACUAGGCGCACUCAUGUUUGACAUGCUCACAGGCGUGCCACCAUUUACCGCCGAGAAUAGGAAGAAAACCAUUGAGACCAUAUUGAAAGCAAAGCUUAAUCUGCCAGCCUACCUCACACCCGAAGCCAGAGAUCUGGUGCGACGCCUGAUGAAGCGACAGGAGCCACUGCGUCUGGGCAGCGGACCCGAGGAUGCGGCAGCCGUACAAAUACAUCCAUUCUUCAAGCAUGUCAACUGGGAAGAUGUUGUCGCCCGACGUUUAGAGCCGCCCAUUAAACCGUUGCUGCGAAGCGAGGAUGAUGUUUCCCAGUUUGAUACGAGAUUCACAAGACAAAUUCCAGUGGAUUCACCGGACGAUACAACGCUCAGCGAAAGUGCCAAUUUAAUUUUCCAAGGUUUUACCUAUGUCGCACCAUCGAUACUGGAGGAUAUGCACCGGGCCAAUAGAAUGCCGGCACGUUCACCACGUCGCACUCCGCGACAGCAUCAGCAUCCGGACAACAGUUUUCGAUUGCAGUUCCCAUCGGCGAAUGCGAAUAUGGGCGCCAAUGCGCCCAUGGUAAUGCAACGCUCGACGAUGUUUGCCCGUGCCACGCCUCCACAUCAGCAUCCACAUCCGCAUCAUAUGCAAACAUUUGCGCCACGCCCAUCGCCAGCGCAGGACGAGAUGAUGGAUGUGCAGCAGGGACUGCCGAUGGUCUAAGGUUACUAUAAUGACGAAAAGGCAAAGGAGGAAACAGUCCGAGAGUUGGAGGGAGAAGAAAUUGAAGCGAAAGAGAGCAGAUUGUUUUUGUUAUGAUAGAUCGAGAGAGAGAGGAAAGAGAGGGACGAAAGAGCUACGAUGAACGUUUUGUUUGGAUAUACAUAAAUACUACAGUUAGAGACAUACACAUAACAUAAUCUAAUAUAUAACAUAUGCUAUAGCCAUAGCUUACUAUACAUAUAUAGAAUAUAACUAUAUCUCUAUGUAGAGUGCUAGAGAGCGAACGGAUGAAGAGAGAGAAAUGAAGCAAGAGCGAGAAUAUCUAGAUGGAAAGCGAGAAUUGUGUAAAAUAUUUACCUACUUACUAACUAUAUUUUAUACUUAUAGGCAAAAAGGUUUAAACAAUUUAGUUCAAAUGUACACUUUCAACUUUUUGAUUUUUUUAUAUACAUAUACACACACAAAACUCACACACACACAAACAUAGAUAUAUAUAUAUAAACUUAUAUACAUAGGACAAAAAUUAUAAUUAUGUUGCAGAGUUAUAAUGAUUUAACUGAACCAUUUAUUAUGAUUAUGAAAACAAUAUGUUGUUUAGAGUCAAGCUUUAAAUUCAUUAUUUCUUGUCUAGCCAUUUAAAAGAAAAGAAGAGUAACCUCUGUGUAUAGUGACCAUAGUUAUAGGACUGCAAAAUCAAUCCCCACUUUACAACUAACACAAUAAUGAUAAUGCUAAUGCUAAAUUUAAUAAAAAUGAAUAUAUUAAUGAAAAGAAACGAUAUUGAAAAAAGGUUUCCACGCUGGUCAAGGUGCAUGUUUACAUAGCCAACUUAUUGAGUUUUCUUGAUUAAUUUGUUUAAUUUUUAUUCAUAGAUUGUUUAUCCUAACGGCGGAGAACUCGCUUUCAGUUGCUGCGCAACAAUUUCUUAGUUAUGUUACCUAAAAGUUGUUCGAUUCUUUACAAACUACAAAACAAAAUAAGGCAUUUCUUAAAACAAAAGCGGCAAAAUGAAUAAUACAAAAAAUGAAAUUAACUAAAUAAUAGUCAAGUCGUUAAAAUAUGAAACUGAACCCCGAUGAUGCUAUAUUUUAAAUCCAAUAAUUAUUGUGUACUGAGAAACUAAAUGCUGCCACAACAACAACAAAAAACACAUAAGAAAGUAACUAAAAAUUGAACAAAAACGAAUGUACAAUUUAAAUUGUGUAUGUACUUUGAUUAUAUUCUGUUUCAGUUGUUUUUUGUUUAUCCUCUUAUUAUUGAUAUUUGCAAACUAAUAAUAAAAAUCGCAUAAAAAAAUAAAAAUAUGAAGAAAAAAAACAGAAGAAAAAUAAAAAAAGAAAACAAAAUACAAUGUCAAAUAUAAUCAAAAGGUGCUUUGAAUUGUUUACAAAAAGACAAGACAACUACAAUACAAAUAAAAAACAAACAAAACAAAAAAUGAUAAACAAACUAUUGAAAACGAGAACGACUAAAAACUAAAUACUUAUAAUGGUUAUGUGUAUAAAUAAAAUGCAAGAAAAAAACAAAACAUAUUUAUAUAAACAAAAAGAAAAUACCUCAAAAGCAAUUAUUUUUGUUAAAAAAAAAGGAAAAGAAAAGAAAACCAACUAAAUUAUAAUACAAUAAAAAAUAUAACUAUGAUAAAAAGAGAGCAAAUGCAACAAAUAUUUAGCUAACGAAAAUGUUUGUAUGCGAUUUAAGCAAGAAAACUAAAUAUAAAUAUAUAAAGAUAAAUAUUUGUUUGGAUUGUAAAACU